Molecule: messenger RNA, 1443 nt
Organism: Balaenoptera musculus (blue whale)
Lineage: Eukaryota; Metazoa; Chordata; Mammalia; Artiodactyla; Balaenopteridae
Gene: ENPP7
Product: ectonucleotide pyrophosphatase/phosphodiesterase 7
Exons: 5
Coding region: 1-1443 (480 amino acids)
Source: RefSeq, a predicted model, not a curated record
AUGGGAAGCCCGGCUGUCCUCCUCGCCGUGGCUCUGGCCACCCUCCUGGUUCCAGCGUCAGGGGCACCCAUCCGCGGGCAGGGGUCCCGGAACAAGCUGCUCCUGGUGAGCUUCGACGGUUUCCGCUGGAACUAUGACCAGGACGUGCACACCCCCAACCUGGACGCCAUGGCGCUCGAUGGGGUGAAGGCUCGCUACAUGACUCCGGCCUUUGUCACCAUGACCAGCCCCUGCCACUUCACCCUGGUCACUGGCAAAUACAUCGAGAACCACGGGGUGGUUCACAACAUGUUCUACAACACGAGCAGCAAGGUGAAGCUGCCCUACCACGCCACACUGGGCAUCCAGAGGUGGUGGGACAACGGCAGCCUGCCCAUCUGGAUCACGGCCCAAAGGCAGGGCCUAAAGACCGGCUCCUUCUUCUACCCGGGCGGGAAUGUCACCUACCAAGGUGAGGCCGUGACGCUGAGCCGGAAGGAAGGCAUCCUGCACAACUACAAGGACGAGGUGGAAUGGAGGGCCAACAUCGACACUGUGAUGAAGUGGUUCACAGACGAGGGCCUGGACCUGGUCACGCUCUACUUUGGGGAGCCAGACUCCACGGGCCACAAGUAUGGCCCCGAGUCCCAGCAGAGGAAGGAGAUGGUAAUGCAGGUGGACAGGACCGUGGGCUACCUCCGGGACAGCAUCAGGAACAGCGGCCUGGAGAGCAGCCUCAACCUGAUCAUCGUGUCCGACCACGGCAUGAGCACCGUCAACAAGACAGCCAGCGACCUGGUGGAGUUCCACAAGAUCGCCAACUUCACCUUCAAGGACAUUGAGUUCGAGCUCCUAGACUACGGACCCAACGGGAUGCUGCUCCCCAAGGAAGGAAGGCUGGAGAAGGUAUACGAGGUCCUCAAGGACGCCCACCCCAGGCUCCACGUCUACAAGAAGGAGCUCUUCCCCAAGUCCUUCCACUACGCCAACCACCCCAGGGUCACCCCCCUGCUUAUGUACAGUGACCUCGGCUAUGUCAUCCAUGGGAGACUGAGCGUGCAGUUCAACAACGGGGAGCACGGCUUCGACAACAGUAUCAUGGACAUGAAGACCAUCUUCCGGGCCGUGGGCCCCAGCUUCAAGAGGGGCCUGGAGGUGGAGCCCUUUGAGAGCAUCCACGUGUACGAGCUCAUGUGCAGACUGCUGGGCAUUGUGCCCGAGGCCAAUGACGGGCUCCUCAGCACCCUGCUGCCCACGCUCCGGGAGGCCGGCGAUGGAGUCCUCAGCACCCCGCUGACCACGACCCCCUCAGGUGCACCCCUGCCCUCCACCUGCACCCAUUGCGCCUCCAGGCAGUUGCAAAACGGUCCCAUGCGGGUGCCACCAUCUGUGGCCACGGGGGCGGGGGUGUGUCGGGAGCCCGCUCGGGAAGGCGCUGCAGGCCUGGUGGUCGUCAAGCUAUAG